CUUUGUGAAACCCACGACUGCGGCAUUUGGACGCACCUGUCUCUCAGUGGAAACAAAAAUAUUUUGUUUGAAGAUAACCAAGUUGUUGGAGGGUGUGCGGGGAUUUCCUUCAUUUCACUGUAAAUUCCUCUCUUCAGGACAACCCAGUCUUUACCUGACAAAAUGCUCAAGUAAGUGAAGUUACCCUGCUGCAACAUGUAAUGUCACUGUGGUGAUAUGGCUAACAGUAAAGUGAAUCACUCACCUCAGAAACCUGGUGCAAAUAACAAUACUGCUGCGAUGGGGGAAGGACAGGGAAGUAACAAACUACAAAGGAAGUGGGAAGUGUAUCCAGGGAGAAAUAAGUUCUUCUGCAAUGGACGAAUAGUUUCUUCACCCGAUAUUCAGGGAUUUCUUUGCUGCAUGGCCCUAAUCAUUGUAACAGGUGGGUUAUUUUUUGCAUUAGAUUGCCCCUACCUAGCUGUGAAGGUACACCCAGUUAUCCCUGUUGUUGGAGGCGUGCUUUUCAUCUUAAUCAUUGGAUGCUUGGUCCAGACAACGUUCAUCGAUCCAGGAAUCAUUCCCCGUGCCACCCUUCCAGAGGCAUUAGAGACAGAUCGCUUAUACCAGUUGGAGUGUCAAAACCAAGAAAAUGCUGCCAACAAUGGAGCAUAUCAACCUCCCAGGUAUAAAGAGGUGAUGAUUAAGGGGAGACAAUUCAAGUUGUCUUACUGUCAAACAUGUCAAAUGUAUCGUCCUCCAAGAGCUUCGCACUGCAGUCGAUGUAACAAUUGUGUAGAACGAUUUGACCAUCAUUGUCCAAUGGUCAGCAACUGUAUCGGCAAGAGGAAUUAUAGAUACUUCUAUUUGUUUGUGACCUUCACAGCCUUAAUGUGCUGUUACGUGCUUGGCUGCAAUGUAGCUGUGAUAGUGCUACGAGCUAAAGACACAGAUAUAGGUGAGGCAUUCAAGAAGUCUGCAGGGAGCAUUAUUGAAGGCGUAAUCUGUUUGGGAUGUCUCGCUUCUGUAGGAGGACUUUCAUGUUACCAUUCUAUGUUGGUAUGCAAAGAACAAACGACCAAUGAGGAUAUUAAAGGCACAUACAACCCUCGCAAGUUCAAAGAUGCAUCAAAUCCAUACAGCCACGGGAAUUUUAUUACAAACUGCUGUGCUGUUCUAUGCGGACCAAGACACCCAAGCUUGAUUGACAGGAGGGGAUUCGUGGACCCUUCCGAGGAUACUCAAGCUAUUGUUGAUACAGCUAAUGCUCGAGGCAGGAUACCAGGUGCUUUGCAUGUGUAAUCAAAGAAAAGAACUGUUGUUUUUUUGGAACUUGUUAGUGUUAUACUUCAUAGUUCUGUUCUUAAAUCCUGCUGUUUCAGAGUUCGAAAUAUCCUUAUUCAUUUUAUAUAGUUCUUCAGAAAAUGUGUGACAACUUAUGAUCAGUCCUCAAUUAGCAUAUUUAUACAUCGACAAAAUGCUGAUUUGUACCAAUAAAAAUAUCUGACUAACUAUUUUUAUAGAUAGAAAUAUGUUUGUUAAGUUUUCGUUAAUGUAUGUUAUCUUAUGAUUUUUGACAUGAAUGUAAUAACUAUUUACCGUACUGCAAGACCAAUCUUAUAGUAGUACAUGUAGCUGACGCAUCUUGGCCUAUAUACAUAUUGUUUAUUAGAGUGUGAUAUAACCCAGCUUUGCCUUCUAUGCUUAUGCUCAAGAUUUGUGCUCUUGUAGGGUUUUAGCUAAGGAGUUAUGGAAGGGUGCUGCACCCUGCCCUUUGUUGGUAGCAUCCUUCAGCCUUCAUGGAGACCACCAUGUGUACCCUCCUGCCAUGAUAGAAUCGAAUGCUUAAAAUAAUAAAAACAAUCUCUUUUUUUUUUAUUAAAACUUAAAAUAUUAUUAUAAAUUCACACAACCUAUGACAUAUUUGGCAGUUGAAACCUAUUUUUAACCAGGUUAUCACAUAGUGAAACCUGGUUAUUAGAAUGAUGAAGGUCGUUGUUCGGGCGGGCGGCAGGGCGGCGUCAAACUCACCUAUGAAACUGAAUAAUUUCAAUAAGGAUUGACAUAUCUUGACCAAACUUGGUCUAUAGGAAGAGUUUAUGGAUACCUUUCAUGGGAUUGCGUUUGGGGUUCAUAGAGACAAGGUCAAGGUCAAUGUUACUAAAAAUAGAAAAACGGUUGAAACUGAAUAACUUUAGUUAGGGUUGACCUAUCUUGACUCAACUUGGUAUAAAGGAAGAGUUUAUGGAUACCUUUCAUGGGAUUGCGUUUGGGGCCUUUAGAAUCAAGGUCACUGUUACUAAAAAUAGAAAAACAGUUGAAACUGUAUAGGCUGAAGUUCUUUUGUCAAUCAUUGAAAACCUGGUUUCGUCACAUUGCGGCGUUUCUUGUUACUUCAAUUAAGCACAAUUUCUACUUUUUAUUUGAAACUCAUUAAGUUCAAUUUAUUCACUAGUAGACACACAGUGCCAUUUUUUCCCUAAGCACUCCGACCUUUUUCUAGCACAGCACCCUGUCCUUUUAAAAACCUUGCUCUUGUGUUGCUGUUUUGCACAUGGAUUGUUGUGGUAUUUUAUUUUAGCACAGAGCUUAAGUUUACAAGGAAAUUUAAUAAUUCAGUUUAUGUAUGCACAUGUAUUUCAUUUUUACUUUGCUUUUUGUCAAACUGGAUAAUACAAAAUGUUAUUACAAUCAAUUAUCUUCAAUGACCAAUUUUAUUUUAUAUGAAAUUUGAAUGUGUUGUUUAGUUGGUAAUCUUGGACCAUUUUACAAUGGCAACUUACUACAUUUAUUUAAUUAUAUUUUUUAGAAUCAUGAAAUCCUGCUUUUGUUUGACAUUUGGACAUUGCCUGUCAGAGAAUUUCCAUUAUAGUUUAAUUCUGCACUCUGUAUAUGUAUGCAAAAAAAAUGACAAAAUUGCAGCAGUUUCAUGUCAAUAUUGAAAAUUAACAUUUUUUAACUAAAAAUGUGAAUGUGAUACAAGAUUAAAACUGUUAUUUGAUUUGAAUUAAACGAUCUUAAGAGUCAACGUGAUAUAUACUGCCAAAGGGAUAUUGAUUAAGUAAGUGAAACUCAGAUGUUCCAUUUUUGUGCAAGCAAAGUUGUCAUAUGAUCACAAUUAUGAUGACUAUUGAAAUAGACUAUAGUUAAUAUUAAUUUUUGUUUAGUUGUCAUUUGCUCGUUCCUGUGAUUGCUCUUGAAAAAGAUUAUAGUAAAUGUUACCUUUUGUUUAGCUGUAAAAGGCUCCUUGAUAAGCUGACUCUUUAAAUAGACUAUAGUAAAUGUUACCUUUUGUUUAGUUGUAAAAGGCUCACUGAUACGAUGACUCUUUUAAAAAAACUAUAGUAAAUGUUACCUUUUGUUUAGCUGUAAAAGGCUCCUUGAUAUGAUGACUCUUUAAAUAGACUAUAGUAAAUGUUACCUUUUGUUUAGCUGUAAAAGGCUCCUUGAUACAAUGACUCUUUAAAUAUACUAUAGUAAAUGUUACCUUUUGUUUAUCUGUUAAAGGCUCCAGGAUAUGAUGGCUCAGUAAAUAGACUAUAGUUAAUGUUACUUUUUGUUUAGUUGCCAUUGGCUUGUUUAUGUGAUGGCUCUUCAAAUAGACUAUAGUAAAUGUUUCCUUUUGUUUAUUUGUCAUAGGCUCCUUGAUAUGAUGGCUCUUUAAAUAGACUAUAGUUAAUGUUACCUUUUGUUAAGUUGCCAUUGGCUUGUUUAUGUGAUGACUCUUCAAAUAGACUAUAGUUAAUUUCCUUUUGUUAGCUGUCAUUUGCUUGUUCAUGUGAUGGCUCUUAAAACAGAUUAAAGUAAAUGUUACAUUUUGUUUAGUUGUCAUUGGCUUGUUGAUGUGAUGGCUCGUGAAAUAAACUAUAGUUAAUGUUUCAAAUUAAUGUUUCAUUUUGUUUAUUGUUAUUUGUCAUUGGCUUCUUGGUACGAUAGCUCUUGAAAUAGACUAUAGAUAUUGUAACCUUCUGUUUUGUUGUCAUAGGUAAGUUGAUAGAAUGGCUCUUAAAAUAGACUAUAGUUAUUGUAACUGGCUGUUAAGUUGUCACAGGCGUUUUGAUAGGAUGGCUCUUGACAUAGAUAUAGUUAUAUUAGCCUUCUGUCAGUUUUACAAGUAAACUAGGUAUUCACCACACUUGUACAUAUUAGUGUCAUUUGCAAAGAUGUAGUUGAUGAUCAGUUGGCUAUGGUUUUGGUUAAUAUUGUUUCUCUUCCAAGCUUCUUUUUUUGUGUGUCUUUGUAUAUAUUGAUUUUAAGAGAAUUUUUGUGAUGAUACUAAUUUAUGGUGAUAUAUGGUAUGUAUGUAGAAUAACUAACUUAAAAGAUGUUUCACUAGUAAAAAUUCAAAACAUUAAAACCAUUGUUUACACUGUUGUGUAAAAGAUCACAUGCUCUAGGUUUUUGCAAUUUUAUAUUAUCAUUUCUUUAUUUCAUAUCAUAUUUAUUUCAUUGUUGUAGAAAGCUAUUUAUUUUUCUACUCUAAAAAGUACUACUUAAUGUAUUAUUUAAUUUGUACACUGUAAUGGCAUAUAUUUCAUUAUAUAAAACAUGA
Molecule: messenger RNA, 4531 nt
Organism: Mya arenaria
Lineage: Eukaryota; Metazoa; Mollusca; Bivalvia; Myida; Myidae
Product: palmitoyltransferase ZDHHC14-like
Exons: 3
Coding region: 217-1281 (354 amino acids)
Biological process (GO): protein targeting to membrane; peptidyl-L-cysteine S-palmitoylation
Cellular component (GO): endoplasmic reticulum; Golgi apparatus
Molecular function (GO): protein-cysteine S-palmitoyltransferase activity
Source: RefSeq, a predicted model, not a curated record